UGAUUGUUUAUCACUGAUUUAUUUGUAAUUGUUGUUCAAAAUUAAGCUUAUCUGACAUUUUUUAAUGGAAACCACUAGUAAAGAGGAUGGACUCGAGGACGACGACCAGAUGUCUAGCUUUACUCUGGAGGCGGUGCAGACGCGGAUGCAGAGCCUAGAGAAGAACAACGAUGAGCUGCAGCAGCGACAGCAGGAGCAGGAGGCCGAGUUCGGUCAUAAGCGCGCUGCUUUCCGCGACAUGUUCAUGAAACAAGAAGAGGAGCUGGCGGUGUCGAGGGAUAGGACGGAGCGAAACGAGACGGAGAUGGCGGCGCUGCGGGAACAGCUACGACUCUACCAGAACACGAUCGACGACCUCAAGACUCAGGUCAGGGUCGGGGUCAAGGUGACGAUCACGGAGACCAUGACACAGGAUGAGAUUGGGGACAUGAAUCGCAAGUGUGGUGAGGAGCUAGCGACCGUGCAACAUAUCAUGCAAGAGGCGCAGCGGGAGGCGGAGGAGGCAUUGAGCGAGGAAAGGCAGCGACACCACGAGGAGUCGAGGCGUCUCGAGACGGAGGUGCACGAGCUGAGGACGCGUCUCGGACAUCCGCACGAGGGCGACGGCGUCCUGCCGACAGUGCUGAAGAACAUGAAGAAGGGAGCGUUCUUACAGAGCCCCACCCACAGCCCCGUCCUCGAGCCGGAAAACCUGGAAGACAGCAUGAGACAGAAAAAGUUAAGACCAAUGUUAAGACUAAUUUUGUUUCUGGCAACCAUCUACAAGAAAAAGUUAAGACCAACAGUCCUUGUGUUUGAAAAAGUCUGUCAGCUGCUGGAUGGAGAAAGGAAGCAACACGAGGGACUGAAGAGGACUUGGCAGGCCGCCAACGACCAGUUUCUCGCGGCUCAGCGGCUGCAAAUGGCCGACCUCCGCCGUCUGGAGAGCGUGCUCGCGCCUGAGCAGCAACGCCAGGUGGCAGAGCUUCAGAAGAGGGAUGCUGAGAGGGAGGAGGAGGAGAGGAGGCAGAGAGCCAAUCAGCUGCAGCAGGAGCAGCAAGAGCAGCAGCAGCAGCAGAUGCAUCAGAUGCAUCGCGACUCACAGACCCCUGAGCGACAGCGCAGUCCCUCGCUGGGCAUGAGACAGGCGCAGAAGCAGCUGGCAGCGCAGGGUAUGCUGACGUUCACGCACACGCCCAACCUGUCCGUCAUCUCACUCGACUCGAGCACGCGGUCGGUCGGACCUCUAACCGACCUCAUACUGGAGGGAGGCGAGGCAGACGACAGGAAAUCGAUGCAGUCGGAAGAAUUCGGAGAGUUCGUGUCGGCAGAGGGAGAAUUCCUCGUCGUGACCGCCUCCUCCCCCUCCUACGCCGCCGCUGCGAUCAAGAAGGCGUCGUCAACAUCCUGCAUUACGGACGCACUCGCAAAGAAUCGGCUCACGGACAGCGGAGUCCUUGAUUCGUCGCUAGAGACUCGAUCGCUGCAGGACGUCGACGCCAUCUUGUCCCGGUGGAGUCCGGAGAAACAAAUGAACAUGCACCAGUUGACGGCCGACCAGCACAAAGCACUCGCCGGUAAUGAAUGCUAG
This is a messenger RNA of Priapulus caudatus, 1570 nucleotides long. Its product is annotated as rab GTPase-binding effector protein 1-like. Gene Ontology annotation, molecular function: GTPase activator activity; growth factor activity. Gene Ontology annotation, biological process: endocytosis. The record is from RefSeq and is a predicted model, not a curated record. The transcript has 12 exons. NCBI's taxonomy places the organism in Eukaryota, Metazoa, Priapulida, Priapulimorpha, Priapulimorphida, Priapulidae. The coding region runs from base 65 to 1570 and encodes 501 amino acids. Gene Ontology annotation, cellular component: intracellular membrane-bounded organelle.